AUGUUCCAAUUCCGUCUCCCACAAUUCAACUGGUCUCUGCCAACGGGCGGCGGCAUCAAACUCCCCAAAGCCGAAGUGCACGAUGUAGAAGAGCGACCAGAGAAGCGAGCACGAACGCUCAAACACCUCCUCAAAGCCAACCAUAUCAAUCAUAGCGUGAUAUACAAUAAUCUACGCUUCCACAACCAUCUUCCACACAUCCUUGGCUCAGCAUACAUUCUCGGUGCCGACAGCGAUCAGAUCAACCAUAUCUACGAGGCAGAAAGCAGACAUCUCGAGCCAUGGCACGACAGUCCUGGCGAGAUCUCAGAGCAUGACUGGCGAGAUUACUUGGGGAAAAGAGAGUAUCAGAGAGCGUUUGUGGACUUCUUCGAGGAUCAACUGGUGAAACAUGGCUAUGAUUGGCAAGAAUUACUGCAUGAGUUCCUGCUACAGGGCAAAGAGCCGCUCAUCAACAACCUGAUAGCGGGUCUGGGCCACCCAUUGAUACAUAUGGGCUAUGCGCAGGAGAUUGGAUCGAGGACCGUCGCCAUCGAGUCACUGGCUCUCGCGGCGUGCUUCUACAAUGAAUGGCACGUCUAUCUGGAUGACCCGAGGUAUACCAAGCCUGCUUCCAACCCCACGGACUCGCUUUUUACGAUCGUAGAUCGCAUAUCACGAGACAACAAAUUCGAUGGCUUAUUCGAUCAUCAAGGCAGCGACAAUAUCUCGACUCUACUCGCGAACCCAGAAGCCUCGGCUGCAGCACUCGAAUACUGGAACACAUGGGAACUGAAACGACCGAAAGAACAAUUCGCCGAAUCGCAGAAACUAGCAGUAGCUCUACUAGUAGCCGCCCAGACACCCAAGGACGACAGGACAGACCAUCCCUACGACUUCUUCGCCGUCCACCUCCUCACAUCGUCUCACGCAGUGCGGGUCCUCCUACCACUCCUACCAGCGAGAUUCCACCUCCAAUUCAUCCGACAGUGGUGGCUCUUCACGCUCCUCGUCUACAUCGCCCAACUCCGGCCCCACAUCAAUAUCGACACUAUCAAGCUCGUUGAACUCGAAGGCCGUGACUGGAAAUGGGUUACAAAGAAGGCUCUCAAAGGCAGGUAUAGGACUGAUGCGCAUUUUGUCAAGGCGCUGAGGAGUAUGCAUGAGGCGAGCAAGACGUGGGGUGAUCCUAACCAGUUCUAUCUGAAGGCUGCGGUGAAAUUUGCGGAUGAAUUUGGCGGGUGGGGUGGUUUUGGGCCGAGGGCUGAGGCGUUGGAGGUUGAGGAGGGUGAUGGCGAGGGGAGGGGUGAGAGGAGGUAUAGUGGGCAAGGUGAUGGAUUGAUCGCUGCUUGA
Messenger RNA from Recurvomyces mirabilis, 1332 nucleotides. RefSeq lists its product as uncharacterized. Bases 1 to 1332 code for a protein of 443 amino acids. The record is from RefSeq and is a predicted model, not a curated record. Gene Ontology annotation, molecular function: oxidoreductase activity. Lineage: Eukaryota; Fungi; Ascomycota; Dothideomycetes; Mycosphaerellales; Teratosphaeriaceae. The transcript has a single exon.